Molossus molossus (Pallas's mastiff bat) is the source of this 3506-nucleotide messenger RNA. RefSeq names its product phospholipid-transporting ATPase IB-like. Gene Ontology annotation, biological process: phospholipid translocation; neuron development. Gene Ontology annotation, molecular function: ATP binding; ATP hydrolysis activity; ATPase-coupled intramembrane lipid carrier activity. NCBI's taxonomy places the organism in Eukaryota, Metazoa, Chordata, Mammalia, Chiroptera, Molossidae. Gene Ontology annotation, cellular component: plasma membrane. The record is from RefSeq and is a predicted model, not a curated record. The transcript has 13 exons. The coding region runs from base 1 to 1296 and encodes 431 amino acids.
AUGAUCCGCAGGAGCUGGCUCCUGGCUUCUGGAGUCAAAGCACUGGGACGGGAAGAGCCAGGGGACUACAAGGGCCAGGCUUACGUGCCAGCCUUCCCGGAGGGCCCGUGUGAAGCCAAGCUAGUGUCUCCUCUGCAGAAGUCGGAGAUCGUCGACGUGGUCAAGAAGCGGGUGAAGGCCAUCACCCUCGCCAUCGGGGACGGUGCCAAUGAUGUUGGGAUGAUCCAGACAGCCCAUGUGGGCGUGGGGAUCAGUGGCAACGAAGGCAUGCAGGCGACCAACAACUCGGAUUAUGCCAUCGCACAGUUUUCCUACUUAGAGAAGCUCCUGCUGGUCCACGGCGCCUGGAGCUACAACCGGGUGACCAAGUGCAUCCUGUACUGCUUCUACAAGAACGUGGUCCUCUACAUCAUCGAGCUCUGGUUCGCCUUUGUAAAUGGAUUUUCUGGGCAGAUUUUAUUUGAACGUUGGUGCAUCGGCUUGUACAAUGUGAUUUUCACCGCGCUGCCGCCCUUCACCCUGGGCAUCUUCGAGAGGUCUUGCACCCAGGAGAGCAUGCUCAGGUUUCCACAGCUGUACAAAAUCACCCAGAAUGCGGAAGGCUUCAACACAAAGGUUUUCUGGGGUCACUGCAUCAACGCCUUGGUCCACUCCCUCAUCCUCUUCUGGUUUCCCAUGAAAGCGCUGGAGCAUGAUACUGUGUUGGCCAACGGUCAUGCGACAGACUAUUUAUUUGUUGGAAAUAUUGUUUACACGUAUGUGGUUGUCACUGUUUGUCUGAAAGCUGGUUUGGAGACUACAGCUUGGACUAAAUUCAGUCACCUGGCGGUCUGGGGAAGCAUGCUGAUCUGGCUGGUGUUUUUCGGCGUCUACUCAACCAUCUGGCCCACCAUUCCUAUUGCUCCAGAUAUGAAAGGACAGGCAGCCAUGGUCCUGAGCUCCGCACACUUCUGGUUGGGAUUACUUCUGGUUCCCACUGCGUGUUUGAUCAAAGAUGUGGCGUGGAGAGCGGUCAAGCACACCUGCAAUAAAACGCUGCUGGAGGAGGUGCAGGAGCUGGAAACGAAGAUGGGGAAAGCGAUGCUUCAGGACGGCACGGGAAAGAGGAUGAACGAGCGGGACCACUUGUUAAAGCGGCUCAGCAGGAAGACCACCCCCACUCUCUUCCGAGGAGGCUCCCUCCCGCAGAAUGUCCCGCAUGGCUACGCCUUCUCUCAAGAAGAGCACGGAGCUGUGUCUCAGGAGGAAAUCGUCCGGGCGUAUGACACCACCAGGAAGAAAGCAAGUCAUAAGUAAGCCCUGACAUCGAGGAGCAACUGAGUCGAGUUCUGCGGACUGAUCUACGGAAGAAAUGCGGUUUGUGCAGCCAGUGUGAACACAUCUGUCAGAAGAGACUGGUGUCAGCAUCCAAAACACGAGAACACACAUUUCCGUGGCCUUAGCCAGCCGGUUCGUCAGUGACAUAUUCCCGGGCAAACCUGGGGUGUAUCCCGCGGGGAAGCCAUUUCUUCCCCCCCAGUGUGUCUGCAGUGCUUGGCCUAACUUUUGUUUACGUUGUUAUGACGCAUUCCCCUGUGCUCCGUGAGGUGUGAAAUUAAAAACAUUAUGUUUCACCAGUAUUUAAACAUCAGUACUAGUCGUCCCGGGAGCAGAGAUGAGAGUUUUGUGUUGCGUGAGGAACCCGUCUGCGGUGGGGAGCCCAGACACGUGCUUCCUGUUGUCUUACCCCACAGAUGACGUCCACGGGGCAGCAUGUAAACUUCACUUCAGGCAGGUUGCUGUCUUGCUUUGAUUCCUACUUUGUUUGUGUGACACUGGCAUAAACUUCUGGAUUGCAAUGAAAUCACAAAUACAUGUAUCUGGGUGGGAGACUUGAGAGCGUGGAUUUGAACCUCUGAGCCACAUUCCCAGUGGGGCAGACGAUCGGUGUUCCCCAGGUGUACCCGUCCAGGUGGCUUCCGGCCCGGUUGUCCCAGUGCCGCCGAGGCUCCCCGUCCUCGGACCUUCUGCAUGGCUGGCCGCUGUGCGCAGUGCAUGGCCGCUGGUGGGCCACCACCCGAGUCCCCGCUCUUCCUCCUCCUCGGCAGAUCCAGGUGCAGGGGUCCCCUCCUCCCCCGCCUUUUCCUUCUAGAACUAAAGAGAAGCAGCAGCUCUUCCCCCUUUGUCCUAAAGGGUUACCUGCCCCUCUCUGGUGACAGGGAAGCCUGCAGCCAGGGCGGUGGUGGAGACCCCGCCCCGGCCAAGCUCAGCACUCAGCUCCCAGCCUCCAGACCACUGGACCUGCGGCAUCCUCUUCACGUCGGCCCGUGCUGGUCCUUUGGGGAGCUGAGGGCACAUCUCCCGGCGAAGGAACACACCUGUCGCUCUAGCUCCAGAGCCACAGAGGACGUGCAAACCCAGAUGAGGGAGGAGGCCCUAGUGUGGUGAAGGACGACCGUGGCAGGAGAAAGCAAGACGCAAGGACGGAGACACCCAAGAAGGGCACAGAGGACGUUUCCCAACAAGUCUGAGCAGAAACUCCGAAAUCAAGCCCCGAAGCCCAGACCAUUGUCCUGACCAGCCUAAUGUGUCCAGGAGGUUAAACAAGAUGUUGACAGGCAGUUUUAAUUGAAAAGAAUCCCAAACAUUUCACCGCCCUUUUAAAAAUAUCGACAAGGUUUCCUUCCUUAUUGAGUCAGUGUUAGGUACAGGCAUGCUCACAGUAGGAAGAGUCCUGAGUCUAAGAUGAGGAAGGGAAGUCACUGACUUUCCAAACUGCAGAGUCCCUUGUUCUAAAUUUGGACAGAACCUGGAUGCCUUCGGGCGGUCAUGUGAGCACCUGGAGCCCUCAGUAAACGACCAGCCUGGAGGCACGUUCUCUCCUCUCUGCUUUGGUUGCCAAACUAGAUUUCUGGAUGGCUUAACAUAAAUACUUCUGGGCAGCUGUUACUGGUUACAACGGCACAGUUCCUCUGGGAAUGGCUGUGCUAAAUUAGGAAAUAGAACAAUAAUGCACUUUGCUUCCUAACCCUUUAUUUUUGGAACAUCUACAGCUUAUUGGGCAUUGAAAUAAUUAUGAUUUGCAUCAACUAAGAAAACGAAUCCCCCUCACUUAAGAGGUGACCAGGAUCCAGGGCUGGAGGGUAAGGAAGUAAGGCCAUGCAAUUCACAGGUAAGGCUCAGAAGCUGCCACACCUUCCUGCCCAGGUGAUGAGACGUUUAAAGACUGCAGCACCCAGUGAGAUGAAUGAUUGAAGGACUGUCAUGCUGAAAUUACAGGGGGGGGAAGUCUAAUAAUUAACACAAACUAAGGUGUAUAUUCUUACUGCACACCCAGAAAGAUAAUGGUCUAAACACAGAGGGAAAAUGAAAGUGAGAAUUGAAUGUGUUAGGCAUCCUGACUGUUUGGCUUCAUUUGGGACUAAGCCCGUUUGGAAAGAGGCAACUAGAAGUCAAUUAUUUGUCGAACACUUAGCUCUCUCUUGAACUUGAAGCCUUCUGAAUCAUAUUUGUGAAUUAGAGAGUGU